CAUGUAUUUCGAUCUUACUGGAAUAGAGAUACAUGUAUAAUAAGCAUAUAAGGAUACUAACUGGAAAAUGGGUUACACUGAUGAAGGAGAUUUUUGGGCCCAAGACAAAGAUUGUAAUCCAUUUAUCAUGGUGCUGAAGAACCGGUACGAACUCUGCGAAGAUCUCAAAUACGUCAUCUCCGUACCAGAUCUCUGUGAUGUCAUGUUUUUGGUUGGACCGGAAAAGAUCCCCGUAUAUGGCAUUCGAGCUAUUUUGGCUACCCGCAGCAGACUGAUGUACCAGAUGAUUUUGAAAAGUCGUAACCAAACAAAUACCGCAGUAAAGGAAACUUCAACACUUAAAAGAGGGAUCCAAUCAGUGAAAAAAGCGCUGGCCAGGAAGAAAUGCACACCUCAAAAGGAGAAAUCCGCCCCACAAAGCGUCACAAUUGAGAUAAAGGAUUUCGACAUCAGCGUCUUUGAGCGUCUUAUGCGUUACAUCCAUUGUGGAGUUGUUUCCGUGGAUGCCAGAACUGUAAUUGGAAUGAUCAAUGCUGCGAAAAUGUUUGAGUUUCCGGACCUCCACACGGCCUGUUGGGAGUUUGCAAUGGAAUGUUUGCGGGCCGAUACCUUACCACUGCUACUAGAAGGAGCGACUCAGUAUAGCCAAUAUAAGGAAACACGAAAACUAAUGCAAAAGGUGCUCUCCUACCUUGGGGAAUCUCCUGACGUCAUCCAGUGCUGCCCGGAAAUACAAAAAUUGAUCCCACUGCGUUCCGAUGAGUAUAUGUGUUGAAAUAAAGAGGACCAAGAACAACCAAAGGAAAAACAAUUCAGUGCUGUUACAGUAGAGAGACAUGCAACAAUCAACAAAAGUUCGAAAGUUGUCAAGGCAAUUAACGAUGCUGUUGAACAUUGAAACAAAGUGAGGAAAAUACCCCGAUACUCUCAUCAAUAUUGACUCACAUGUUAUUGUGUUGUCACCAAAAA
Messenger RNA from Saccostrea cuccullata (small rock oyster), 969 nucleotides. Its product is annotated as serine-enriched protein-like. Gene Ontology annotation, molecular function: protein binding. The transcript is spliced from 5 exons. The coding region runs from base 68 to 775 and encodes 235 amino acids. The record is from RefSeq and is a predicted model, not a curated record. NCBI's taxonomy places the organism in Eukaryota, Metazoa, Mollusca, Bivalvia, Ostreida, Ostreidae.